AUCUCCAGGGUUGCUCCUACAGCUGGCCCGGCCCUCUCUCCAGGUGCACCAGCCAUGAUGCAGCGGCCACAAGUGGAAACGGAUACCAUCGGGGCCGGCGAGGGGCCGCAGCCAGCAGUGCCCUGGUGGGCCUGGGUCACGUGGCAGAGCAGGUUGCACUGGUGUCUGUGCCAUGUGCCCCAGCGCUGGACCCAGUGGUGGACCACAUCAGGCUGGCAGCAACCUCUGCUGCGUGUGCUAUGGGGGCUGGAGAGUAUCCUCUACCUGCUGUUCAUGAUGAUGCUGUGCCACGCGCUCUUUACCACCGGCUCCCACCUGCUGAGCUCCCUGUGGUCCAUCGCAGCUGCAGCGUGGCGCCAUCUGCUGCCAGCAAUCCUGCUGCUGGUGCUCAGUGCCCUCCCUGCCCUGUUCUUCAUGGCUUCCUUCCUGCUGCUGUUCUCCAUACUGCUGAGCCUCGUGGGCCUCCUCACCUCCAUGUCUCACCCAGACAAUGCUCAGGACUUGGACCAAUAG
Molecule: messenger RNA, 513 nt
Organism: Manis pentadactyla (Chinese pangolin)
Lineage: Eukaryota; Metazoa; Chordata; Mammalia; Pholidota; Manidae
Gene: TMEM239
Product: transmembrane protein 239
Exons: 1
Coding region: 55-513 (152 amino acids)
Source: RefSeq, a predicted model, not a curated record